Messenger RNA from Theileria equi strain WA, 2268 nucleotides. Its product is annotated as DNA polymerase alpha catalytic subunit, putative. Lineage: Eukaryota; Apicomplexa; Aconoidasida; Piroplasmida; Theileriidae. The transcript is spliced from 7 exons. The record is from RefSeq and is a predicted model, not a curated record. Bases 1 to 2268 code for a protein of 755 amino acids. Gene Ontology annotation, biological process: lagging strand elongation; mitotic DNA replication initiation; leading strand elongation. Gene Ontology annotation, cellular component: alpha DNA polymerase:primase complex. Gene Ontology annotation, molecular function: single-stranded DNA binding; purine nucleotide binding; DNA-directed DNA polymerase activity.
AUGGCCAAGAAGGCGAGUUCCGUUUCCUCUGCGCUUUCCAAGAUCAGGAACCAGAGAACAGGAAAGACGAGUGCCUUGGACGAGUACGAAGUGGAAGACGAAAAUGAUCGCAUCUAUGAAGUUAUCACUGAAGAAGAAUACAAUGAGAGGAAUAGGAAAAGGAGAUUAGACGAUUUUAUCGAAGGUGGAGGCUUCAGUGAAGAUGAGAUGGACGAUGACCUGGACGACAUCGAGGACCAGGUUGAACGCACUUCAAGGAGGGGUUCACAAAAGCCACACCCUUCUGGCAAGUCAAUCCAGCAACACUUUGUGGAAAUGGCGGCGAGUUCCACCACCUACCAACCGUCAAAGCCUGUGGAAAACGACGCUUCUAUGCUUAAAAAACUUAGCAACUUUGAAGAUGAACUAGAUAAUGAUGGUGGAGCGUAUGGAAGUUUUCCUGGACAGUUUUCAAUGCCAAGUCAAAUGGGCAUGCAAACCCAAUUUGGUACUCCACUCAUGCCUACACAACUCUCGAUGCCACUGAUUCCUGGUGCUAGUUUUAGUCAUCUUCCUGGCAGAGGCAUCUACAGCGGACCACUAGAUGGAGUAGCGGAGGCAGAGAUUGAUCCGUCCCUUAUUGAAAGUUUUGGAGAAGUUGAAUCAUCGCAAGUUGAGACCAUGGUAUCGCAAAGCAGUGACGUUCAGCCCAGUGAUGAAGAGGUGGUUAAUAUUGACGCUAUAAAGACAGAGAAUGAAAGUGAUAUCCCACUCUACCUACUAGACCUUUGUGAAGGACCUGCUGGCAACCUCCACCUCUUUGGUCGUAUACUAUCCAAUAAAGGAGAGAAUACUGAAAGCUGCAUGGUCACAGUAAAGAACGUGAUGAGGUGUCUCUUUUUCAAACCCCGCAUGGAACUCAUGUUUACCGAAACUGGUGAAAUUACAGAUAUGCUAGUAGACGGAGUUGUGCUCAAGGGGAAUCCCCUGUUUGAAAGGCACCUAAUGAAGAAUUUUUACAACGAAAUGGAAGUAUUGAGAAAGGAUUAUGGAAUUAAAAAGAUAAUGUACAAGUUGGUAAAGAGAAAGUUACUAAAGUAUGGACCUUCAACUGAGGAACUCUACAUUAAAGUCUGCUAUCCAUACGCAUUUCCUCAGCUUGGCAAGCAUCACUUUUCUGGCACUUGCUAUUCUGACGUCUAUGGUGUAAAUUCACCAAUUACUGAACUCUUUCUGGUAAAGAGAAAGAUCAAAGGGCCAUCGUGGCUAAGACUAAGGGGAGCCGUUGUUAGCAGCCAGAAUUUAUCCACAUGCAAAGUUGAGCUGGAGGUUGAAUCGCAUAAAUCCGUUUCCCUCUGGGUCUCCAAGGACUCUGAGGAGAUUGCAGUGCCACAAAUUUCCAUUGCUGCAAUUUCAGUAAAGACUUGUUUUGUGACUCCAAAUCAGCCUGAAAUCUUUGAAAUCGCCAUGGUUUACAAUAAGAAAUGUUCUAUAGACGACAUGUCAGUAAAAGAAGUGAAGAGCGACAAUCAAUUUAUCGGAAUAAGGAAACUGCCAUCAUUCCAAUGGCCGAAGGAGAUGAAGGCCUUUUUGUCCAAGAGGCCAUACUUUAGGAUAUACGAACAAGAACGUGGAAUGUUGGCUCAUUUUAUGAAGUUCUUGGAGACCAUAGAUCCGGAUGUAGUUGUCAGCCAUGACACUCACCAACUCGUUUUAGAGACGCUUUUGAAACGUUGCAAUGCGUUGAAUAUACCGCUCAGGGUAUCGUUUUCUAGGCUAAAGCUUGGGAAAAAAAUGACAACCCCGUUUACUGCUGGGAGGCUAUUUUGUGACACGAGAAUGUUGACAAAGGAAUUGUAUCCUGGAAGAGGAAAUUAUGACCUCAGUGCGUGUGUCUAUGACUUGGUAACAAAGGCACCGCCAAAGGACUCUAAUUUCUACACAAGAAACGCCUUUACCAUGGGAGAAGUAAAGAGGUGUUUUGGAGAUGCACCAGACUCUAUGAAGAAUCUGCUGGUUAUGGCACAAGCAAAUUCAAAGUUUGCACUCGACUCAUUUAAUCUCCUUCUAAAGAUCCAGGCCCUCCCCCUGACAAAGGAACUCACAAACAUUGCCGGAAAUACAUGGAAUCGCAGUAUUCAGUGUGCGAGGUCUGAAAGAAAUGACUUUUUGCUAAUGCACGAAUUUCACCGUCACAAGUACAUUCUAGAUCACACUUUUGAAAAACAUAGUAUCAGCUCAAAGAAUGCAGCAGAUGAUUGGUACCACGUCACCGUUCCGCAACAAUAA